GUGCCACCUCAGCACCGCUCGAACUGUUAAAUACUCCCAACUUGGAAGAACCGAGCUCUCAUUUCUGUCUCGAAAUCAGAAAGAAACAGGGCGGAGGAGAAGACGCCGCCAUGGUCAAGCUCUGGUGCAUCUUCUUGUCGCUUGUGCUCCUACUCCUAGUCCUCCUUGCUGCGUCUGCCGAGUGCAGGUGUGAGAGUACGAUGAAAACCCAACUCCCUGCUCUCGAGAAACCUUACCAUAACGCUAGACACCAAGAAGCUCUCAAGUACAAGCUCGCGGCCAUCUUCUCCAUCCUCGCCGCCAGCUUCCUCGGCGUCUCCCUCCCCAUCCUGGGCAAGAAGCUCCCCUCCCUCCACCCGGACAACCCCAUCUUCUUCCUCAUCAAGUCCUUCGCCGCCGGCGUCAUCCUCUCCACGGCCUUCGUCCACAUCCUCCCCGACGCCUUCUCCAGCCUCGCCAGCCCCUCCCUCGGCGAGACCCCGUGGCACAACUUCCCCUUCGCGGGGUUCUUCGCGAUGCUCGCGGCCAUUGGGACGAUGAUGGUGGACACGUUCGCGACCAGCUACUUCGAGCGGUCGCACUUUGGCAAGGCGGCGGAUGAGUUGCCGGCGGCAGUGGCGGGGAAGGGGGACGAGGAGAAGGACAUGCACGAGGUGCACACUCAUGCGACUCAUGGGCAUGCUCAUGGCUCUGCCCACGACUUCAAGUCUUCUCAGCUCAUAAGGCAUCGCAUCGUUUCUCAGGUGCUGGAAUUAGGGGUGGUGGUUCAUUCCGUGAUAAUAGGAGUAUCACUAGGAGCAUCUGAGAGUCCUCGAACCAUCAAGCCUCUUGUAGCAGCACUGACCUUUCACCAGUUAUUUGAAGGCAUCGGGCUCGGAGGAUGCAUUUCUCAGGCCAAGUUCGAGCCCCGGAAAAUAGCAGGGAUGGUGGCGUUCUUCUGCCUCACGACGCCAGUUGGAAUAGGCGUAGGAAUGGGGAUGUCGACCAUGUAUGAGGAGGGCAAGCCGAGCGCUCUCAUUGUGGAAGGGUCCCUCAACUCUGCAUCAGCCGGGAUACUGACUUACAUGGCGCUCGUGGAUCUGAUUGCAGCCGAUUACAUGAACCCCAUCAUGCUCCACAAUCUCAAGCUCCAGAUGGGUGCAAAUCUCUCUCUCCUCUUGGGCUCUGCCUCCAUGUCUCUCUUGGCCACCUGGGCAUAGACAAUGGCAAAUGCAUCUCUCUUUGUUUGUCCAAAUAAGAUCCUGCAAUCUUUUUGUAUCAUUUUCCAGGGUCUUUCCUC
Rhodamnia argentea is the source of this 1279-nucleotide messenger RNA. Its product is annotated as zinc transporter 1-like. Gene Ontology annotation, molecular function: zinc ion transmembrane transporter activity. Lineage: Eukaryota; Viridiplantae; Streptophyta; Magnoliopsida; Myrtales; Myrtaceae. Gene Ontology annotation, cellular component: plasma membrane. The record is from RefSeq and is a predicted model, not a curated record. The transcript has 2 exons. Gene Ontology annotation, biological process: zinc ion transmembrane transport. The coding region runs from base 111 to 1199 and encodes 362 amino acids.